Messenger RNA from Oncorhynchus tshawytscha (Chinook salmon), 4760 nucleotides. Its product is annotated as coiled-coil domain-containing protein 191-like. Gene Ontology annotation, molecular function: phosphatase binding. The coding region runs from base 202 to 2610 and encodes 802 amino acids. NCBI's taxonomy places the organism in Eukaryota, Metazoa, Chordata, Actinopteri, Salmoniformes, Salmonidae. The record is from RefSeq and is a predicted model, not a curated record. The transcript is spliced from 16 exons.
GCAGAACAACAUGGAGCUAGCUACAUCACUUUUGGAUUAGCUUCAGAUACCUAUUUCAGUGCAAAAUUAGACUUCUAACUAAGUAUUUUUUGCUGUGAGCGUAGCUAGUGCUAUGAGUAGUUAAUAUAAAUUAUGUAGCAAGUAAAAUUGUAUUCCUCUGUAUUAAUUAGGUAAUAAGUGGCAGCUAAUUUGGCGUCAGAAAUGGCAUACUCACAUAACCCUGAUAUUUUUCGCUGGAAAAGAGUUACUAAGACUAAAAAACCCACUGCAGAUAAGCAGGUGCAGCUCAAUAAUGGGGAGAUCAACCAAUGGAUGAAGACAGUGGAAAUGGCCUCAGACAUUGCAGUGACUGAGGUUUUUUCCCUGAAGAAGCCCCAUUCAGUGAUAAGCAGUCAGUCAAUGGCACUACACAGCACAGAGCAGCUGCUGGAUCAUGACCAAGCAUACGGGGAAGCCCAGGCUCUUCUUAGUGAUUGGAUGAACAGCAAGUUGCGUCUGGAAUUGGAGAUGGAGGAAGAGGAGGAUGUGAUUGUCUCCCCUGAGAAGAACAGUCCAGAAGCCAUGCCACCUGCCCAGCCUGUCUCCCUGGACUACAGCAACUUUGAUGACCUGUAUUCCCACCUGGCUGAGGAAGAGGAGAGCUCAGCGGUUAACAACUUCCUUCAAGACCUCAUGGAGCGGGAAGUGGUGGAUUCUGGGAUAGUGGAGGAUCUGGCACUAGACUCUGAAGAGCGAGACAAGAGGAUGAGGAGGGACCCGAGCCUCACCAUGGAGGCACGUCACCGACAGGUGCGUGAGAACCGUGCACGGCGGGACGCGGAGCGGGAGAGGUUGCACAGGGAAAGAGUGGCGCGGAGGCAGGCCAGGGAGGAGGCGCAGAGGAGGGAGCAGGGGGAGGAGAGGCGGAGGAGGCAGGAGGCACGCAGGCAGGAGGAGAUGGUGCAGCAGGAGAUGGUGCGACUGCGCCGUGAGACGGAGGAGAGGAGGAACCUGGAGCAACUAGCCAGGCAAAUGGAGAGGGAGAGGAUCGCUAGGAAGACGGCAGCUAAGAGCUCACUGGUACUCCAGCCAGGCCCUUCAUUCUCUACUGCACAGAAACAACGUGACACUGAGAGACCACUCAGACUACAGCAAGUAGAGGUCAGGGUUCAGAUGCACAACCUUAAGUGUCUGCAGAGGCACUUCUCUGGCUGGUACUCAGUGCUGUUGGAGAGGAGGUUGCAGAUGGGCAAGGCGGCAGCGCUCUGUGAUUGGAGGAGACAGCUGAGGGCGUGGCGAGACUGGCGGGCGCUGGUGUGGGCAGGGCGAGAGCAGCGGGAAGCGGAGAGAACAGAGGAGGAGUUACGGACCCAGAAAAGACGCUGCCAGGUGGCGAUGGUGAGUGACCGGAGGCGUUUGCUAAGACGUUGCCUGAGUGAUUGGCGGCUGUGGUGUCGGGCGGAGAGAGAACGCCGUGAGCUGUUGUCACAGCAGCAAGAGACGCGGCGCAAGAUGGCCACCCUGAUUAAUGCCGUGGCAACUGGGAAACUCAAGAUGGAGGAGACGCAUACUCCUGAGCCAAUCACUGCCCUACCUGAGCCUUCUGACCAAUCAGAAACCGUAGAACUGAAAGGUCAGCCAGGGUCACAACCUGCUGGCCCCACCCCCUCUCCUGCCUGUCAAGGGGACGGACCGCUGGGGGCUGUGGUCCUGCACGCCCUCCCCUGGCAGGUGACAAGGCGUAACGCAGCGCUGAGUGCAGGCGAGCUGAGGCGAGCACGGGAGAGGGGCGAGGUGGGCGAUGGGGACGACAGUGUAGGGGCUGCCCCCCGGUCUCAUACAGCAGCGUUGUGUGGGGGCCGGUUCGAGCAUCGCCAUGCCAGCCAGCAGCAGACCAUUGCAGAGCAGAGGAAGCUCCUCAGGGAGCAACAGGAGCAGAUCGCACGCCUCCAGGAGGAGCAGAGCAUGAUGGGACUGAGGCAGGAGGCCCAGACAGCCGCCCAGAUCGCUGUCCCAGCAUCCCCAAGGCCCAGAGGGAUGACCUCUGACCCCAAAGAAUCCAGGGCUGGAAGAGUCGCUCGGGGGAACGAUGGCCGUUUCUCGGCCUACAGGAAACCAGCUGUCCGUCAGCCCUGUCGUCAUCCCACUGUCAUGGCCAUGGAGCAACGUGCUCAUCAGCGAGCGGAGCGCAGGAGGGAGGUGGAGGAGCUGAAGAGAAAGAAGGAGGAGGAGAGGCUGGCCCAGCUGAAAACAGCAGUGAAGGAGAGGCAGAGGGAGGAGGAGGAUGAGAAACGUAGAGCAGUGGAAAGGAGGAGGGAGGAGAAGAGACAAGAGAGAGAGAGGGAGCAGGAGAAACAGUGGAGGUUGGAGCGAGACCAGCAGCUCCAGACCCAGGCCCAACAACACUACCACAGAACUCUUUUACUACGGCGAGGCCUGGAGCCAUGGAAACGCCUAGUCGCCCAGAGCCAAGCCAACACUCAGGUGGGGCAUGUGCAGUCUGUGUUGGUGGGGACAGGCAUGGUAGUAUGUCUCAGUCUGUAUGUCUCAUUCUGUGUUGGUGGGGACAGGCAUGAUAGUAUGUCUCAGUCUGUGUGUCUCAGUCUGUGUUGGUGGGGACAGGCAUGGUAGUAUGUCUCAGUCUGUAUGUCUCAUUCUGUGUUGGUGGGGACAGGCAUGGUAGUAUGUCUCAGUCUGUAUGUCUCAUUCUGUGUUGGUGGGGACAGGCAUGGUAGUAUGUCUCAUUCUGUGUUGGUGGGGACAGGCAUGGUAGUAUGUCUCAUUCUGUGUUGGUGGGGACAGGCAUGGUAGUAUGUCUCAUUCUGUGUUGGUGGGGACAGGCAUGAUAGUAUGUCUCAUUCUGUGUUGGUGGGGACAGGCAUGGUAGUAUGUCUCAUUCUGUGUUGGUGGGGACAGGCAUGGUAGUAUGUCUCAGUCUGUGUGUCUCAGUCUGUGUUGGUGGGGACAGGCAUGGUAGUAUGUCUCAGUCUGUAUGUCUGUUGGUGGGGACAGGCAUGGUAGUAUGUCUCAGUCUGUAUGUCUGUGUUGGUGGGGACAGGCAUGGCUGUAUGUCUCAGUCUGUAUGUCUGUGUUGGUGGGGACAGGCAUGGCUGUAUGUCUCAGUCUGUAUGUCUGUGUUGGUGGGGACAGGCAUGGCUGUAUGUCUCAGUCUGUAUGUCUGUGUUGGUGGGGACAGGCAUGGCUGUAUGUCUCAGUCUGUAUGUCUGUGUUGGUGGGGACAGGCAUGGCUGUAUGUUGUUCUUGAGCUGAUAACACCUCUUGGAAGGUUGGCAAAUGGUUGAGGUUUUGAAAUGGGUGGAUGGACAGGCAGUUCUUCCAGGAUGGAGUGGUCUGUUGGAGAGCGCUGGUUAAGUAGUGCUUCAAAAUGGUCAGCCGAACCUCAACAGGAUCUGGUUUUGGUCCUUCAAGAGAGUCAGACCAUGUCUUCAGGGGGUGAUGGAGCAACUUCUAGGACCACUGAUAGCUUUAGGGGAGAUGUAGAGAUUGUGCAUGUCAUUUUUGUCGGCAUAAAUGUGGAUAUCCUGUGCCUUAUUCGUCCACCCUUUGUUCUGCAGAGCACACAAGUGUUUGCACUUCCUUGCGUGAUGCUCUCCAUUGCUGGCGAAGGGCUGUUGAGUAGCCCUGUGCGCAUAUUGUCCAGUAAGAUUGUGAUGGUGUCCGAGUUCUCAUCGAACCAGUCCUGAUGUUUCCUACCUCUGUGGCCAAUGGAGUGGGCCGCUGCCUGAUAGAGCACUGAGCUGACAGCUGCCCACUUCUGGUCCAUGGGGACCUCUGAGCUCAGAAGAGGCUCAGUCUCCCUCAGCCUUUCAGCUCAGAAGAGGCUCAGUCUCCCUCAGCCUUUCAGCGAGAGAGUGAUGGAACUCGUACAUUUCUGGAGAUUUCUCAAGCCGGGUACAGUGCAGAUGCCUCUUACUGCAGGUGUUGUGGGGGGGACAUAUUAUCAGUGUCAUACGGUUAUCUGUCCAGCAUUCUGCACUCCUCGUGGCAGGUGUCAGCAGGACGUCAUUAGUGUCAGAACAUCUCACUAUGAUGUAGCCAAUCAGGGGCCAGUGUCUGGAGCGUGGGGCAUCCAUGAUGUAGCCAAUCAGGGGCCAGUGUCUGGAGCGUGGGGGCAUCCAUGAUGUAGUCAAUCAGGGGCCAGUGUCUGGAGCGUGGGGGCAUCCAUGAUGUAGCCAAUCAGGGGCCAGUGUCUAGAGCGUGGGAGCAUCCAUGAUGUAGUCAAUCAGGGGCCAGUGUCUGGAGCGUGGGGGCAUCCAUGAUGUAGCCAAUCAGGGGCCAGUGUUUGGAGCGUGGGUGCAUCCAUGAUGUAGCCAAUCAGGGGCCAGUGUUUGGAGCGUGGGGGCAUCCAUGAUGUAGCCAAUCAGGGGCCAGUGUUUGGAGCGUGGGGGCAUCCAUGAUGUAGUCAAUCAGGGGCCAGUGUUUGGAGCGUGGGGGCAUCCAUGAUGUAGUCAAUCAGGGGCCAGUGUCUGGAGCGUGGGGACAUCCAUGAUGUAGCCAAUCAGGGGCCAGUGUCUGGAGCGUGGGGGCAUCCAUGAUGUUUUAUAUUUGUUCUUCUGCUGGAACAAGGUGUUGGUGACAAUGAGAUUGUGCUCGGCACAUAGAGUUAGCAGUCUCAUUCCGUUCUCAUUGACCUGGCCAACACCAUGCCUACCCAGCACUCCAUAUCCUGUUGUUUUGUCUCAUCCUAUUAUUGAAGUCACCCUGGGUUCGCGCCCAGGCUCUGUCGCAACCGGCCGCGACCGGGAGGUCCGUGGGACGAC